Pichia kudriavzevii is the source of this 1125-nucleotide messenger RNA. RefSeq lists its product as uncharacterized. The coding region runs from base 1 to 1125 and encodes 374 amino acids. NCBI's taxonomy places the organism in Eukaryota, Fungi, Ascomycota, Pichiomycetes, Pichiales, Pichiaceae. Gene Ontology annotation, cellular component: transcription factor TFIIH holo complex. The record is from RefSeq and is a predicted model, not a curated record. The transcript has a single exon.
AUGGAUAAAGCAGAUAUACCUAACUCGCCACAUCUCCCAGAACAGGAAGUGGAGAGCGUGCCCACAAGCACUAUACCACCCCAGUUAGCAGCUGGUCUAGAUUUGGACGACGAUAUAGAUGAAACAGAUAUUGCAGAAGCUGUUGCUUCUCAUCCAAAGCCAAUUGAGAAUUUUGACCAAUUCGAACAUUCUGACUCUUUACCCUCUACCCCGAGCAAUAACGUCUUGAGUUCAAGUAUCCCAAAGGACGAAAAUUAUGUGACCCCAUUGAUGGAUUUUUCAGAUCCCGUCAAAGCUCCCAAGAAAAUGAUCAACCCUUUUGGCAAUAAUGAAACCUUGUCAUCAUCCGAUCCAAUUCCAAUUUUAUUGGAACCUCGGCUCAAUGUAAGGAGGUUGUCAGAUACACAAGAACAGAAGUUGGGUGAAUACAUUGAUGAUCGAUUGAUGUCCAUCCAAAGAGGUUUUGUGAAAUACAUGUCAUCUAAAGAAGAAAAUACACAAGAAGGUCUUCAAUGGGGGCAACUUGUUUAUAAUGUUGAUGAGAUACUAGAAUUUAUAUGGUACGCGAUGACACAGGUCAGAGGCAUUCCUACAGUGUACCAUGCUAAUGUGCUAUCUGAUGUUGGCUUACGGAGCUUGCUAGGAGAAAAUUUCAACGAAAUCGAACAGUCAAUUAAAAAUGUGGUUAGAAUUCCACAAGGAUCAAGUCUCUUUGGAUGGAGUGGAGUAGAUCAAAUUGAAAUGCCACACAAUCUAAGUCAAUCAAUGCAUCUAUCGUUUCUUUUGAGAAUAAUGAGUGACAUUAUAGACUACAUAGCGAAGUAUGAGUUCCUUACAUUAGGUGAUUGGAUAUUAUUACUUCGAAUGCUUGCAAAAAUAGAUAACACCAUGUCAACGAUUAUUGACUACUCGAAUCUUAAACCAGUGGCAAUUAUAAGUACAACUGAAAAAGUUAGAAUCGCAUCUCUGGUUCAGCGAACCAAGCUGGCAAUCGUUGAAUUGUUUGAUCUAUUUGUGCAAAAGCUAGGAGUAGAGGAGGUCCACAAGCAUCGUCAUGUGAUCGAUGCUUUUCAAAUAUUUGUGGGAGAGGCUUAUGAAGGACUGGUUGAUAGAACUUCUAUGUAA